This is a messenger RNA of Bubalus bubalis (water buffalo), 1484 nucleotides long. RefSeq names its product photoreceptor disc component (gene PRCD). Gene Ontology annotation, cellular component: photoreceptor outer segment membrane. Bases 542 to 703 code for a protein of 53 amino acids. Gene Ontology annotation, molecular function: opsin binding. NCBI's taxonomy places the organism in Eukaryota, Metazoa, Chordata, Mammalia, Artiodactyla, Bovidae. The transcript has 5 exons. The record is from RefSeq and is a predicted model, not a curated record.
GGCUCCACCAAUACUCGAAUUUCAGUUGCUGGAACAUGCCUUGAGUUUUCACGCCUGCAGCCCUGGCAGAGUCUUCUGUCUGGGGGCCCACUCUUCCCUGCAGCCCCUGCAAAUUCAGCCAAGAUGAGAGAGCCCAACUUCUCUCUGAAGUGUCUCCUGAUGCUUGUAAUUCCCAGAGAGUUCUGUAGGCGUCUUUAAUCGCCUGAGUCUCUCCGCGGUGGGUGGUGGCCAUUUGUUUAACUUGCCAGGGAGUUUGUUUUAGACUCUAAGCCCCUAGAGGGCCAGGCCCAGCGCUUAGUCAUAUCUACAUCCACAACAGACAGAGGGCGAUUUACCCGGCCACUGGGGGGACAACCUGGGCCCAGUGAGGUUAAUCAGGCUUCACAAGGUCGGGUCUGCUGACCCCACUAAUCAGCUUGAGCCUCCUAAUCCAUCGCCAGCAGGAACUUCAGGACGGAGGGCAGAGGCUCGGGAGAGCUGGUGGGGGCCAUCUUGGCCUUCUCCUGCAGACUCGGUCCGGAGGGGAUGGGGCAGCUGAGACAUGUGCACCACCCUCUUCCUGCUCAGCACCUUGGCCAUGCUGUGGCGCCGCCGAUUUGCCAACCGGGUCCAACCAGAGCCCAAUGGAGUCGAUGGGGCAGUUUCAGGCAGCAGCUUGGACACAGACCUCCAGUCAGGCAGGGAGAAAGAGCCUCUGAAGUAAGCCCUGGUCUCUUGAGGUGGAGCUCAGCCCCAGGGCCUGGGAUCAGCUGGCCACGGCAGCUCAAGUCCCAGUGUGCCCCCCACCCCGGAAGGACAAUGUGCUGGAAGCAGCAGCUGCAGGAGGGGAACCAGGGAAAGCAGUUGUCGAGAAGGUGUUGGGAGUGAGACAGCGAAGAAAAAGACAGUGCCUGCCCUUCCAGUUAGAACAAGACCAAGACCUCGGCCUGGGAGGCCCAGUUCUACCAGCCAGACACUGCCUGACCACGUGACGGCUCCUCCUCUGGACCCCCACCUCCCCAUUUAACAGGCACGUGUCGGAAUCAGGUGGGCUGGCGCUGGCGACGUGAAGGACUAAUGGCUGUCCUCAGGAAAAGAACUGUCGACUAAGAUAAAGGGGACCAAUCAGAUGACCUCUGGGGGCCCCAGAACUUCUCCCAAUCAAGAGACUCUGAUGGACUGUGUCUGGAGGUGCUAACAAGGACUCGCUCACUCAACAGACAUUUAUGGAGUGUCUGUGUGCCAGGCACUGUGGAUGCCAAAGUGAAUUAAGACUUCCUGCCACAAACAACUAGAAAACUGAGCAAAAUAUAAGAAACAGACACUUGACGACAGGCAGCACACAGGAUGGUGACCUCACGACUUCCUGGGCAUCUGCCUCAGACAGUUCCCUGCCUGCGGCGGGGGGGCAGGGGGCAGAACAUGCAGACUACGGCGGUCUUACUAGGGUGAGGAGACACGAUCAGAGUUCAAGACAGUGUGGCGGGGCGGGGGGCGGGGGUGGG